Zingiber officinale is the source of this 919-nucleotide messenger RNA. RefSeq lists its product as uncharacterized. NCBI's taxonomy places the organism in Eukaryota, Viridiplantae, Streptophyta, Magnoliopsida, Zingiberales, Zingiberaceae. Bases 13 to 762 code for a protein of 249 amino acids. The transcript is spliced from 2 exons. The record is from RefSeq and is a predicted model, not a curated record.
UUUGGGACAUUAAUGGGUUGCUGGUCGCCGUUGGACGCCAUGGAAGCUUACAUGCGCACUCUUCGAUUGUGCGAGGAAUUCUACAAGUACUGCGAGGAGGAGGAGGAGGAGGACGAAGGGGAGUCGAUUCCCAUGGAACCCAAGUGCGUGGAGUACAUAUCGGCCCUCGCGGCCGGCAACCGCGCCCGGCGCAUGGUGGACGUGGAGGACGGCGGCAUGUCGCCGUCCUUGCUGGCGCUGGCGGCGGCGGCCAGGCAGACGGGAGGCCGGGUCGUCUGCGUGCGCCGCGAGCGGGAGGCGGGGGAGCGGCUGGGGAGGCAGGUCGAGAGGCUGGGCCUGGCGGACGUGGUGGAGUGGAGGGUGGAGGGGAGGCCGAGGGAGUCGGUGGAGCAGAUCGGAGGGGUGGACUUCGCCGUGGUGGACGGCGGGAUGGGGGAAGAGGACUGCGAGGAGGCGGUGGCGGCGUUGGACGUGGGCCCGCGUGGGGCGGUGGUGGUGGUGAGCAAUCUGUUCGGUGGGGGGAAGUCGGGGGCGGCGCCGGAGGGAGGCCGACGGAGGGUGCAGAGGAGGGGGAGGUCGUCGGUGGUGCUGCCUUUCGGUGGAGGGAUGGAAGUGAUAAGAAUUGCAGGGAGCAAAAGGAGGACCUUUGUGGUGUACUAUGAAGAUACGAAGACAAUACGCUGCUGCAUCCCCGUGCUUGACUCCCAUGCAAAUGAUUCGUGCGUUCGAAAAUCCAAAUGUGUCACGCACGGAGUCGCGUAAAUAUUCUGUAGAUCUUGAAUGAUCUUGAUGAAAUGGUAAAAAAAAAAUUAUGAUGAAUGAAAUUAUAAACAAAUUUAUGGAUGAAUUGAAUGGUGGCAAAUUGAUCAAUUUUGUAAUGAUCCAUAGAUUGAUGUAGACAAUCUUGCCACAUAGAUUG